UGCGCGGACGGCCGGGAAUGCCCGCGGCGCGGGGCCCCAGAGCCGCCCCGUGGCCGCGUCCAGGCGAUGGCUCUCCGUCUGAUCGCCGACUUCGAUCUCGGAAAGGACGUGCUCCCGUGGCUGCGGGCGCAGCUGGCGGCGUCAGCGGCCGCCGGGGCCCGAGGCGGCGGCCCAGGUAUUUUAGAAAACAAUUAUGAGUGCUUACGUGUACUAAAUGUUGAAAGAAACAGAAAUAUUAUUUAUACCUGUAAGGACGAUAAGGGAAAUGUCUUCUUUGGAUUGUAUGAUUACCAAACCAAACAAAAUGAGCAUCUCUAUACAUUUGAGAAAGAUUUGCAAGUUGUCAGUUGCUCAGUCAACAGGGAGAAAACUUUGCUGGCUACAAGUUUAGUUCAAGCUGCUAAAGAAGGAAAGAGUAAUGAGCUUCAACCAGGAUCAAAGUGCUUAACUCUGUUGGUUGAGAUCCACCCCAUUAACAAUGUGAAGGUUCUGAAAGCAGUGGAUAGCUAUAUUUGGGUACAGUUCCUCUACCCACAUGUUGAAAGUCGCCCUCAACCAGAGAAUCAUCUGUUACUGCUUUCAGAAGAGAAAUAUAUUGAACAAUUUCGUAUCCAAGUUGUCCAAGAAGAUGGAAAUCGAGUGGUAAUUAAAAAUUCUGGCCAUCUCCCAAGAGAGAGAGUAGCCGAAGAUUUUGUUUGGGCUCAGUGGGAUAUGUCAGAGCAGAGAUUAUACUAUAUUGAUCUGAAGAAAUCAAGGAGUGUCUUAAAAUGCAUCCAGUUUUAUGCUGAUGAGCACUUUAAGUUAAUGUUUGAAGCACCCUUGGAUAUAUCAUUAAGUGACUCAGGAUUCAAACUUGUCAACUUUGGAUAUAGUGAUCUUCAAGACCAAGAGGAAUUAUCCGAACACCUGACCUUAUGUGUUUUUACCAACCAUACAGGAAGUUUGUGUGUAUGUUACUGCCCGAACUUUGACUCUUGUGAACAAAUCACAUAUUCAGUGUUCUACUUUCAUAAAGGGCACAGCAAGACCUUCACUACUAGUCUUGGGAGUGUUGACUCAUGUGUGACAAAGGGCAUUACUUUUCUCAACCUUGACUAUUACGUGGCCGUUUACUUACCUGGUCAUUUCUUUCAUCUCCUUAACAUUCAACAUCCAGACCUGAUCUGCCACAGUCUGUUUCUGACAGCAAACAGUGAAGUGACUCGUAUGCUACCUCAUAGUCCUUUGCAGUCACUGUCAGGGUCUCUGGUCCUGGAUUCGCGUUCUGGAAAGCUCUACAGGGCGCUCCUCAACCAGCCACACUUACUGGAGUCCCUGUGGGACAGCCGGCUGGACUGGGAGAGGAUGGCCUUGCUUCACUGUGUGCUGUCAUGUGGCCGAGACCCACGACAACUGGAAGCCAAGAUUAUUCAGUGGAUUUCUGAGAACAUCUCUGCCUGCCAUUCAUUUGACCUCAUUCAGGAAUUUAUAAUUGCUUCUUCAUAUUGGAGCAUUUAUCCAGAGACAAGUAACAUGGAUAAACUUUUGCCAUAUUCCUCACUGCUCACUUGGGAUACAGAAAUUCCUGGAAUAACCCUUGUGACAGAAGAGAUUCCGUUGCCUCUUAUGAAGGUGCAUAGCUUUAAGGGCUACUGGGAAAAACUGAACUCCAACCUGGAAUAUGUUAAGUACUCCAAGCCACACUUAUACUAUAACAACAGCGUGGUCAGGAGAGAGUGGCACAACCUGAUCUCAGAAGAGAAAACAGGAAAAAGAAGGUCUACGGUGUAUGUGAGAAAUAUUCUUGAUAAUGCAAUAAAGGUGAUUUCUAACCUAGAAGCAAAGAAUUUGGAGCCAAGAUUAACACCCCUCUUCCAGGAGGAAGACAACCACCAGCAGCUGCUUAUCGGGCUGAUGGUGUCUGAACUAAGAGACCAUCUUUUGAGACAUCUACAGGGUGUAGAAAAGAAAAAAAUUGAACAGAUGGUUCUGGACUACGUUUCAAAACUGCUGGAUCUCAUUUGCCAAAUACUGGAAGCCAGUUGGAGGAAACAUAAUCUUCAUCCCUGGACUCUCCACUUCAAUAGACAGGCGAGUGCUGCUGAAUUUGCAGUCUUUCACAUCAUGACCAGGAUUUUGGAAGCUACUAACACUUUGUUUUUACCCCUGCCUCCUGGUUUUCACACUCUGCACAUGAUCCUUGGCGUCCGCUGUCUGCCUUUGCAUAACCUGUUGCAUUACAUUGAUCACGGAGUGUUACUUCUCACAGAAGCAGCUGUCACAAGGCUCAUGAAAGAUCUGGACAAUACAGAGAAAAAUGAAAAACUAAAAUUCAGCAUCAUUAUGCGGCUUCCUCCGCUUACAGGUCAGAAGAUCUGUCGACUUUGGGAUCAUCCUGUUAGUUCUAAUAUUAUUUCCCGGAACCAUGUAAAGCGACUGCUUCAGAACUACAACAAACAGCCCUGGAGUUCUGUAAUGGACAAGUCAUCAUUCAGUGUAGAAUUUCUGCCUCUGAACUACUUCAUUCACAUCCUGACAGACAUCGAGUCCUCCAAUCCAGCUCUAUAUGCUUUUGAAGGACAUGACAAUGUGGAUGCAAAGUUUGUAGAGGAAGCAGCUCUGAAACACACCGCAAUGCUUUUAGGAUUAUAAAGAGAAAAUACAGUUAUAUCUGCUUCCAAUAUUUUAAUCUUGCUUAUUAGCUCCAUUCUCAUUAGGAAUUCUUUAGCAAUGUUUUAAAUUGGCAACCAAAGUCAGAGUACCUUGUUGAGCCAUCUGAAGGUCAGUUUGAUACUUUGUUCAGCUAGAACUAAACCACUGUGUUUCAUCCCAUUUUGAACAGCAGAUGAACAGUCAAGUGUAGAGAAAUGACAGCCUGCCCAAGGAGGUAUGCAAUAGUGUAAAUUCUUCCAAGUGAUUGAUCCUCCUAGUACUCUCAUAGGCCAAAAGUUAGCUACUGUUAUACUCUGAAAUAAAAUAUGCUUCAAAAAUGUAGGAACAGUGCUUAGAAAAACAAAAAUUAGAUGUGUCAUUGAAAUGAGUAUGUGACAAGCAGAAAAAUUAAAAGUUGCAGAAAAGCUCUAUUGGAAAGAGGAUACUUGUUUAAAAAACUAAAUUUAAACAAAGUAAGAUCUAUUAAUCCCAGUACAGAAUAAUUUGUAGAAUACAAAAAUAUGUGCAUACAUAGAUUAGAAUUUGUCUUUGUGAAGGUUCAGAUGAAACUGUGUUUAAUAUUGUAAAGUGUUUUUUUAUAUUUAUAAAACUUUGAUUUAGCAAUACCUUAUCAUUUAAAAAAAACACUGAAAGUUUUAGCCUGACUCCUUUGUUCUUUGAACUUUUCCUUUUCAUUCCUAUCAAGAGUCAUGAGUCCAUGAACAUGUUCCCCAACCCCAUGAAGCCUAAUGGGUUUUCUUUUUUAUCCCUUUCUCUUCUACAGUGACAUUCUGACCAUAAUAUAGUUGCUUCCUGUAAAAAGCCCAUGACCCUUUACUUUUGUCUCUUUACACCGUUUCCCUCAGUGAACUUGUAAAAUUUUAGUAUAUGUGCUGCCGAAGCGAGCACAUGAACUUGCAAAAUUUUAAUGAUUACAAACAUCACUAGCUGGUGUAACAAUUCAGCUUUUCUAAAAUCAUCAUUGUAUUCUAAAAAUUAUCCUUACAGAAUUUCCCGUUUUGGUUAAGUAUUUCAUGGUCACUGAGGCUCAAAAUCUUGGAGCCAUAUCAGCAAGGCGGUGCUGAUUUUUCCUCCUGAUAAGGUCACUAUUUUUCAUUCCCUACGCUUUCCUUUUCUCACCGGGGUUGUUUCUGUUGCUUUCUGAAGUCUAAUUCAUCUGACACAUAUUUGAGAUAAACACUAGUUUGAUCCUGUCGCCACUUUCCUCAUAAUCCUUCAAGCACUUGGCAUUUAUUACAGGAUAAAUUCCAAACUCCUUGACGUUCAAGAUCUCCCAUAUCCUGGCUUCAUACACUUCCCUGGUACUAGUGUUCCCUUCACACCACACUGGCUCACUGGGCCUGGAGCACGGCUUUUGUCUUCUUACUUCCAAGUCUUGCUCAGGUUAUUUCCCCCACCUGGAAUUCCCCUCCACUUAUUAAAAUCUUAUUUAUGCUUAAGGGCCAGAUAAAAAGUUGCAUCUGAGUGAUUGAUCCCUGGUCAUUCCAAUGCAGAGUGGUAUCUCACUCUCUAGACCUGUAGCAUUGUUGUAAUAUUUAAGCAUUCAAACCUUUCUGAUUUUUAAAAAUUAUUUUUCCUUUUGAUAUUGUUAUACCUCCUAUGUGUUUGUUUUUUGAAUCCCUAAUUACUGAUCCUACAGCACAGCAGCUGUGUGUUAAGUAUGCAGUAUUUUCUGGCAUUAACCACAGCUUAUACAGCAUCACUUAUAGGCACUCCUAAGGAAUUGCUUUUUAAUGAUUUCACAAAGAAGUCAGGCGGAUUCAGGACUCCUAGAUUGAGGAGGAGAUUCAGUCUAUAGAUCCAGUCUAUCAGGUGGGGGCUUGGCACAGAUUUUGUUUGAUUUAGCAAAACAAACGAAUGUGAUACUUCUCACUCCCAGAGUAGAGAAAUUAAAUCUGUAACUGAUAUCAAUUUGAAAUUACAGUAGUUUGAGCAUAUUAAUGAGUGGAAAAACCACAGGCUUCAAAUCUACUUGUGUACUUUUAUAUGAGAAAGUAAACAGAAUCAUGAAAGUAUAUUUGGGUGCAAUACAAUACAGAGUAAUGAAAUAAGUGAAACUGGCCUCAUUUUCAACUCUUUCACAUGCAGAGUUAUAAAUAUUUUCAUUGAAAUUUUGAAAGAUCUGGCAUCAAAAGAAAGUAAUCACAAGUAUAUUUGCCUGUAAUAUUGUGGAAAAUCUAGUUUAUAAGAAAGGUAAAAUAGGGCAUGAUUGUUUUUGUGCAAAAGGAUUCUUUAUUUGUAAACAGAAUCAUUUAUAAUGUCACUUUAAAAAAGACAAGGUCCUUUACUGCUUUUCACUCAGUUUAGAUUUACCAACAUCAACUUUCAAUACAGCUAUUUACUUAACAAAGUGAGUUAUGCCCCUGUGAUACUUGGGAUAUUCUUCUUUUAAACUAUUUUUUUUCUUUCUCUUUAAAGUGAGUAUAUUGAGCAGGGCCUCCUUUUCUUUCUGUAAUAAAGACCACUGCCAAUUUCUGUA
This is a messenger RNA of Dama dama (fallow deer), 5131 nucleotides long. RefSeq names its product gamma-secretase activating protein (gene GSAP). The transcript is spliced from 31 exons. The record is from RefSeq and is a predicted model, not a curated record. NCBI's taxonomy places the organism in Eukaryota, Metazoa, Chordata, Mammalia, Artiodactyla, Cervidae. Bases 67 to 2631 code for a protein of 854 amino acids. Gene Ontology annotation, cellular component: trans-Golgi network. Gene Ontology annotation, biological process: positive regulation of amyloid-beta formation.